AUGGGUACCGACAAGUCGAUAGCUUUACUACAGUUUCGCAAAAGCUUUUCACAAUCGUUGAAAGAAACAAAUGGCCGAGUUGGUGAAACGGUCCUAGUCAAACUGCUGCCAGAAUUUAACAAACUGAUGCACACUUUUACACCUGAUGACCUUGUAGCACAGUUCAAAGAGUCUUCUGAAUUUCUACAGGUCUUGAGUGAGGUUUUGGUUAGGGAGAUACGAAAGCUGGCCAAUAAUGAGAACAUUGCCCAGGCUGCUUUGGCCGUUUAUGGAUUGCUGAAGGCUAGUCCGCCGGAUUCAUUUGGCUGGUCGAUUGUUAAAAGCGUCAGCUUUUUGAUCAACAGGUAAAUAUGGGUUAUGAAGUGAUUUUUUAGGGCUGAUAUUGCUAUUUUUUAAGGGAGGGGUAAAAAAAUUUUUUUGGGGGGGGGGGGGGGUAAAAAAAUUUUUUUUCAAAACAACAUUUUUGUUUGCAUGAAAUCAUAAUAAUAUUAACAGAUUUAGAAAAAAAUAUUACAUUUUCCCCCUCCCCUCCCUCCCCCUCUCAAAAAAAAUCCACCCUCCCCCCCUCCCUAUGAUGAAAAUAAAAUUCAAUCAUUUACAGCGGCCAAAUCCGCCUCCUCGACCCAAUCUGCAAAGCCUCAUUGCCAAGCACGCUAGUCAAAGUGUUCUACCUCUUCUUCGACCUCCCAAUCGAUGUCGAACCGGCCGAACUCGAGAUCCGUCGGCGCCUGUACGACUCACUCGUCAUGUUGAUGUGCUCGCUAUGUGCAUACGAUGUUGUAGCCGAAGAACUGAUCCAACGUGACGACAUGGUCCUUCUCUUUCUUGGCGCCGCCUCCACCAGCCAGCUGGACGAACAAAUCUGGCGCGACGCCAACUUUACCUUCUUGUGCACGAUAGUACAAAGGGCAAUGAAUGAGUCGGUACUGAAGUAUAUUCAUAGCAAGGAUUGUGUUGGGCAUUACAUGAAACAGCUGAGUGUUGGGAAGGUGGAUGACAAUCAAAUGUCGAUUUUAUUGGCCAAUUUGAUUGACUUGUUGAAGAUCUCGGCCGAACAUACGACGGUGCUGAUUGAUGGCUUUAUUGCUCUGGAUGGCUUCAAUGUUGUGGUGGAGUUUUGCACGAAGUAAGAUCUUAUCCAUAUCAAUCUUAAAAAUUUUGAAAAAAUUAAAAACUUGCCUUUUAUAAAGAAAAAGAAGUAAUGGUACUUACAAAGCCAGUACCUACAAUAAUAUCACUAACUAUAAUAAAAACCGUCGUUUAAACUCUACUUUUUGAAUUUCACGCCAUAAUAAGGCUCAAAAGGCUUUAAUAUAACACAUAUAUUCAUAAAAACACAUUGAAACACAAUGCCAAAUUUGGCGCGAAUUUAAAACUCAAAUUUUAAAAGUGCAUAUUUGGAUCCUAUUUUCAUAAUAAAUAUUUAUCAUUGUUUUGAUAAGUUAAAUACAAAUUUUCAGCUUAAUUCAUAAGCUUAUCAGAAAUUUAUGGCAGUUUGAAAAGUCUUUUUUACCCAAAAUCAAGGAAAAUUCCUCUUUUUCCUGCUAUUUUUUAGUCUCAAAAAGAUUCAAAUCAAGACGAAUAGUAAAUGAAAUGACAAAACACAUUCCAGAGCUCCACUAAAUUACAUCAAACCCUUACUGGACGCAUUAGUAACAUUAAUAUCAGCUGGAAAUCAAACUGUAAGCCUCACAAACCCACAAACUCCACUUUCCUUCUACCCUUUCCAACUUCAGUCAUCGUUAUCCCGAAGCACAGCGACUGUUAGAGUACCACAAGCAUUUCAAGCUUUAGAGAAAUGUUUUUACGAAGGAACUGAACCGUUAUGUUUGCUGGUACUUGAUCAUGUUGCUAACGUACUCAAAGCGGAACCAAUGAACUACUUUAUCUUGGAUAAGCAAUAUCCAUUAUACUUGUUUGUUGAGAGGAUGAAUGUAAAGUCUUUUGAAGUUCAGGUAGGUUGUUAUGACGUCAAACGGGAUGUGAAGACGGUAUUUUACCUUGUUUUUGCGUUGCAUUGGUUGCUAUGACAUGUCCCGCAACGAAAAUGCAAGGUUGCUAAAAUUUGUUGGCCUUCUGUUAUUCGUCAGAUAAAUGAUAAAAUUAACGACAAAUUAAUGUUUUUUGAUAAAUUUGAUAAAGGAAAACUCUUUUUUAAACUUUUAAUUAUUAAGAAUCAAUCUUUACACACAAAACAUCAUGUACAAUACAAUAAUUAACCAAAUUUCAGAAGAAAACCUUGUCCAUCGUUGAAAAUGUCCUCCGAAACCUCAACUUUAUCCCAUGCAAAGAACUCACAUCCAUUAACAAUCAUCUUAAAACCGCGAUCAAAGAGAAUGACAUCGACAGGAUCGAGCUGUAUCAACAUUUCUUGUUCGGCAUAAUAUCGGCCAAUGUUUAUAUAAAGGAUGCCUUUCGAGAACUGCUCCAUCUUGAAAGCUUUUUGAGUAUCUUUCUGAAGAAUGGUGUCGGUAAGUUUCUUUGUUAUUUUGCUUUGGUUUUUAGGUUCAUCUUGAGCUCUGGUUUGCCAAAAUGAGCGAAAGAAUGAAAGAAAAUCGGUUUUCUGAUGUUAUAGUAGCCAAACCGAUGAUUUUUCACCUCAAAACGCUUCAUUUUUCAGGUUUUGAUGCCUUAACUGAAACCGAGAAGCAAUGUACACAAAGAGCAUUGGAUUUGUUAGUCACAACCACCAAAGGCAACACUUUAAAUGCUCAAUUUGUAACCGAAAACAUUGAGAUCAAGGUGAUCAAGGAGGUUUUGUCCAGUAAAAGCGAAAAAGCCGAGGAUUUUCGAAACACAACUCAUGUUCUGGUCAAGAACUUGUUGUUUUCCGCCAAGAAUGAGCAGCUUUUUUCAUCUUUGUUACAGAUUCUGUUCAGUGAUCCUGGAAACCUGGAGAUGUGCAUGGUGAUAUUGAGGUAGGUUUUUGUGAAGACUAUAACAAUAAACGUUCAAUUUCAGGCUAUUCUCAUCAGUCUUACUAGAAAGUCACAAAGUCCGAAUCAUGUUCCGCCGAAGCGGAGGCUAUAUCUGCCUGAUGACAUUACUACUUCAACUCGAAGGUUCACUUCACUGUACAUAUAACAAAACCAAGCUGGACGUGGAAAUCCGCUCCACCCUCAACUACAUAUCCAUGAUAUUUAAGGUACUGACAGUUUCGAUGCGCUACGAGCCUUCGAAUGCUAGAUACUUCCUCAACGAAGUCAAGGUUAACAUCGUCAUUUCGAUUCUACGGACUUCUGGAGCCUUUUCGAAGACCGAGAAGAUAUUGUCAGGGAAGGGCGUAUGGUUCAAGUUGACACCACAAGAUUUGCAGAGUAAAUUGAAGGUGGUGCAUUCGAUCUUCGCUGAUGAUAAUAUACUACAACAGGAUAUUGAGAUGAGUAUGGAAGUGUUUGCGGCGCUGUAUUUGAUCAAAUUGCUGUUUGAGUUGGGAAUGGACGCUUUUGAUAAGUAAGGAAAAGGAUAGUUGUUCAAUUGAUUCGGAAAAUGUUUUAGUUAGUCUAGGGUGUGGUAAUAAAAUUUAAAUUUCAGACAAACCAAUGACAUUCAAUGGGCAGGCUCGGACUGGCUGAAAACCGCCGAAAACAUAGAAACCAUACCUCUAGUGACCUGGUCCCGGUCAGUAAUUGUUCAUCCAACAUCAGUUUUGUGCAUUCUCCAACUUUUGCCUUCAAUCGAGGGCGCAGCUUGCCGAGACGGACCAUUAGACGAAUGGUCAGCAAUCGGCCAGUACUACUCAGCACUACUUCUGAAAGCUCUGUUAAGGCUAGAAAGGAAUCAGCAGAUCAUGUGCGAUCACAACAUGCCCAAAUACCUACUCGAUGUAGGUGAAUAUCUAUUCAAAUUGGAGAAACACCUCCUACUGCCACCUUUUCAUUACCUAUUCGAGCGAUUGGCUUGCCAGUCCAUGCAUCCAAGAGAGCUGAGGCAUUUCCUAAGGCUGGACAAGCCCUUAUGUUGUGUGAAUUUGGAUGAUGGGGAUGAGGUGAAGGAUGAGGAAGAUGGUCAAAGUGGGGGACCGUUACCUAUUCAUAGGUAGGAAGUUUGAUAUUUUUGAAAUUUUUAAAAAUGCUUUUGAUUAAAAAGGCAUAAUAUUGAGUAUUUUUACCUUAAAAACCUAUAAAAACCGUUUUGGCUUGAAAGAGAGGCAUGUGAUACGAUGAAAUAUGUCUCAUCGUAUAACUUGUCGCCAUUAACAAAUGAGAAGUUAAAAACAUGUUUUUAAAGUUGAAACGAUAGUAAAAUCUAUAGAAAAGGCAAUUUAAAAAGAUUUUUAGUAAGUUCAUCAACGUAGAGACAUAUUAUACGAUGAAACAUGUUCUGUCUUACAUGUUUCAGCGUACAACUUGACCAUGUGUAAUUUGAGUAUGAAAAAAAAAGUAUUUUUAUAGUAGAAAUGGCGAUAUAUGUUUUUGAACAUUAAUUUGAAGAUAAUUUGUAGUGAAUUUAUGUUUAAGGAGACAUGUUAUACGAUAAAACAUGUUUUAUCGUAUAUACAUGUUUUAACGUAUAACUUGUCACCCUGGUUCAAAAAAUAUAAUUUAAAAUUAAAAAAAUGCAAUUUCAGACUAAAAACAUCAAUUUCAGAGUAAAAGCUCUCGUGUCAAUGCUAACACCCCGAAACCACGCCCUAGUCCACCCGCCAGCCUUUGUCGAGUUCGAUAUGGCAAUCGAAGGAUUUGCCGCCCUAUUCAUACCAUCCUUGGCACAUUCAUCAACAAACUCAUCAAACAACACGCCGGACAGACUGUUCCCACCAAUGAAUGGACUAACCUUCAUGGCUUGGCUCUACCUGGACGAAACCAACAAAGGAACCUUGCAUCAGAGCACGGACGUCGGUCAAGCCGGCUACUUCUCGAACAUCGUGAGGCUAGUGACGAUUGUACGGAAUGGAGAUGGCGACAUGGUUUUUAAUGGGCAGGUAAGGGUAUCUUGAAGGCUAGGGUUUUGUUUUUUAUGGCAAGAACUGACGGUUUUAUUUAAAAAUGACAUGUUUUUUGGUAAUAGGGACAAGUUAUACGAUGAAACAUGAAACGUUAUAGCCUAGAACUAAAGCUAGAAAUAUCUAAAGCUACAAUUAUCCGUUUCCUUUCAGACUCAAACCCAACACAAUCGGAAUUCCAUGGCCAAAGAGACGCCAGCCCUCGAGAAUCAGCUCACUUGUCUCUACGUUCACUUCGACGUGUCAGAGAAACAACUUGUCGUAUGUACUGAAGAGCACUCGAUGCUGGACGAGCUCCGCCGCGACUACGUACCACCAGCACCAUCCGACACCUGUGCUCGAAUUCCCUUGCCAGACAAUGUGUGUGCCCUAAGACAAUGGACUCAUCUCAGUGUGGUGUUGUCACGAAGCCUUCUGAAGCCAAGCCAGAUUGAGGUCUACAUCAACGGUCGACUUCUGGCCUCUCAGAAGCUGAAUUACAUCCAACCAAACGUUGGUGGAGCUCAGGCACAGAUUGUAGACUCACAUUCGGUCCACGGAUUCAUUGGAACACCACCGUUCUUGCGCAGAGUCACACCGUUACGCUGGAGGAUAGCUUCAACGUAUCUGGUGGAGGAGGUAUUGACCAAUGAUACGAUUCGGAAGGUUUACAUGGCUCAUCCUCAUUAUGUUGGCAAUUUUCAGGUAGGUUUUGAGUUAGAAAUAUUGUGUGGGUUAAGAAAUGGCAUAAAAAUGAUGGUUUUUAGUCAUUUUUGUAAAUCGGGACAAGUUAUACGAUACAACAUGUUUGAUCGUAUAACAUGUCUUUUGAUUAUUAAAAAUGACGAAAAAGUUCACUUUAGGUUGUAAAACAUCGAUUUUGUUUGGAAAAUACAAAUUUCAUGUCAGGUUCUAUGCAAGGCAACAAGUUAUAGGAUGAAAAAUGUUUGAUCGAAACAUUUUUGAUCGUAUAACAUGUCGCCUUAUUCAAAAGUUAGUACUAACAGUUUGUUGAAUCAUUUCUAUGGUAUUAAAGUCUAUGAAAUUGUUAAAAAACGUAUUUAGGCGGUUUAUUUGCGAAAAAGUGACAAGUUAUACGAUGAAACAUGUACAGCGUAUAAAAUGCAACGUUUUUUUUCAAAUAUGACUAUUUAUAUUUAAAAAAUGAUAAAUUUUGAUUAAAAAUGAACUAAAAAGCUUUUGAAAAUUAUUUUUAAAAAUUAAAAAAAAAUUUUGAUGCUUUUAGUGCAUCUCCGACCAAGCACCAUUAGUACCAGAAGAGAAGAUCCUCCUAUCACUAACUGCCGCAUCUCAAACCGAAUUCACACUACAAGCCUUCAGAUCAAUGACAAGGCGAGUAGACACAGAGUUGUGUGCAUCACUGUUAGGCUUAUCACCCAAUGACAACUCGACCCCAGUCCGCUUCCUCUGGAACUGCUGCAAACACGCCCCAGGCCCUCAACGAAGCCUGGGCGCAGCCGUAGUCGGAUACCUCGGAAUGCGAACCUUCAGUCCAUCACCAGUAUCAGCCCUACUAGACUCGAUCGGGGGCGCCGCACCGCUCCUAGGCUUAAUAGCCAUGUGCACCGACUCUCAAGGCCUAUAUGCAUCACUGAAGGUCCUGGUAUCAGCCGUCCAAACCAACAAAGCCGUGGCCGAAAGCAUCGAACGCAACCGUCUAUAUCAGACUUUGGCAGUUUUGCUCGAAGAGAAGAUCUCACUGGUCAAUUCUCACAUAUUACACUUGAUUCUGUCACUCGCGGGCACCGUGGACUUGGCUAAAGAAGUUACAGUAAUUCCAAGUCAACAAACCUUUGAGGAUUUACUCUGUGAUCUGGAAUUGUGGAUGGGAGCACCGGAUGAGGUCAAGAAGUUGUUGUUUGAGCAUUUUUAUGAAUUGGUUAUUGAGUAAGUGACAUGUUAUACGAUGAAAGGUGUCUAAAACAUUUUAUUGUAAAAUUUUAAAAAUUUUUUAAUUACUUUUUAAAUUGUGUUAAAAAUGAAAUUUACUUUAUUUUAGCAGUCACCGUGACAAUCUGGCCAAAGUGCGCAACUCCACCCUUCUGAAUCGCCUUCUACUACUAGUAGCCGAACGCCCAAAGACCUUUGUAGUCAAAAAUGACAUUAUCUUCCGCUUGAUCGGAGCAAUUAUCCAACCACCAUGUGAUUCAGCAUCUUUGUUACGAUUCGGCCAAGCAUUAGUGUCUACAUUACCUACACAAUCACUCAAUUCUGGAGAAAAGUCGGUCGAAGCCGGGUACCCAUUUCACAUCUCGGAGCUGGAAAGACUGCUGUUAAAUCAAUGUAAUGGUAGUAAAGAAGAAGAAAACGAUGACAGAAUGGACGCGAAUUUGUAUGCGAUCUAUGUUAGAAAUAAGUUGUUGAACAUCUUGAGUACUACGUUGGCUCAUACCAGUGGUACCGUCAAUUCACAGUGAGUUUUUGAGGUUUUUUUGGUUGAUUUUUGAAAGAUCUACUUGAUGGAGUUAGCUAAAAGUUAGUAUAUACAGGCAUUAGGGCAUGUUGAACAUUUUUUUAAUAUAAUUUGUUUGGUAAGAUUACUGUAACAUACCCUAGUUUACAUUUUUUGUGAAAUUGUUUGACUUUUGGAAUUGAAAGUUGGUUUUCGAGAACUAUAGGUGUUGAGAUUAGCUGAAAGGUAGUAUAUACCGUUGUUUUAGGACAUGGUAUACAUUUUUUUAAUUAUAAGUUUUCUGAUAGGAUUACUGUAACGUAGAGUAUUUCAAAGUUUUUGUGAAAAUGUCUUUUUUUGAAAUUUAAAAAUUGAUUGUGACCAAACCAAAAGACGGAAUAAUUGGAAAAUUGGUACGUAUUGGUUCUAGCUUAUGUGGAACAUUUUUCUAAAUACAAGUUUUUUGGUAGGAUUACUGUAACAUAGGGUAGUUUAAUUUUUUUGAGAAAAAGUCCGUCUUUUUACGUUUUCGGCUGAUUUGUGGAAAAAUUAAACCUAUUAAUAAACCGAAACUUUGUAUACUUAGGCUUUAGAACCUGCUAAACAUUCAUUUAAUUACAAGUUUUUUGAUAGGAUUACUGUAACAAAAGGUAUUAAAAAUUUUAUGUGAAUAAGUCAGUUUUUUUCGAACUUUAGUGCUGAUUUGUUACAAAAUAAAAUGUUGGUAGUAGUUGAAGUCAGUGUUUUUAUAGGGUUUAGGACAUGCUGUGUAUUUUUAGAAUUACAUGUUUUUUGGUAAUAUUACUGUAAUGUAGAGAAAUUUUUAAAAAAGUUCUAAAAAGUAAAAAAUCGCUUCAGGUUAUGCGAGAAUGUGGUCCAAACCCUCGGCUUUGGAUGGAUAAUGACCCUCUGUGCCCCAGGAAUCCAUACCAAUACAGUAUUCCUAGCGCUUCGUACUCUGCUUACCGUAACCAAGUAUCAACCAUUACUUCAAAAAUUCCGUGAAGGCUCGGCGAACAACGGCUGGCUACAGGACGCGGAUUCUGUGCUUCGAAACCGUGCCGCCGUCCUUCUCGGCUUCUCUGUAUCAGCUCACGGUGGAGCAGUCGGCAGUCACGUUGAUGUGAACCCGGAACUCUCAUCAGUCUCGGGGCUAGCGGCUUUGGAACAGCUGAUCUGUGCUCACGCUGAUCAGCCAUUUGCCUACCUGGCAGUGCUGGCUUUGCUUUUUAAUCAGCACGAUGCUAACAUUCAGCCAAUCGAAGAGUUUAACGUGGACCUCAUCUGGAGUCAUGUGUUUGCCUUAUCAACCAACAGUAGCGUAUACGAUGCUAUAGCCAAGGUAGAGUACUGCCCAGAAGCGCUGAUACCGAUCAUAUCAAUGCUACGUGCUGGUCUACACUACACUACGGAGGAUGGUAGACCGGUUGAUGAUAACCAUUGGAGUAGAAGCUAUCCCAUCAUGGUGGUACAGUUACUGUCUUUUUUGUACCAGAAUCUGGAGAACUUUGUACCUUUAUGUCACAACGAAACGUUUGUCAUAAGUCUGUUUACAUCGUUGAUACCACCAAGGUCCCUAGCUAAUACUCCUCAAACUGGUACACCUGUGACUGGUGCACUACCUGCCAAUCAAAGAUGUGCUAAAAGUGUACUGGAACUACUGGCUAACAUACUGCUGAAUGAUCUUUGCUUACAGUAUGAUGACUACAGAACUGAUUGGUUGUUUGAUCAUCUGGUUGAGGUAAGUUAUCACUAACUUUACCUCUAUUCUUAAUUCUACACUACUUUACCUUGCCCUACCCUAAUCUACCCUACCCUACCCUACUCUACCCUACCCUUUCUUACUUGCUUCAACUUACCUCAAUAACCAUCUUAUUUCAGUACCUAGAAGGUGGUGGAGCCAUGCAUUCCUCCCAAUCCUCUCUCUUCACCGAGCUAGUCAACACCUGCCUCGAUCAUUUCAUGGCAUCAGACAUGUUCUUCACCAACUCCUCUCUAAACAUUCCAAAAUCGACCGAAGGUCGGCUAAACCCGACUUCCGAACAGACAGCCAUCAAUGUGGUACACUUCCUGUCGCGGGUCAUAGACUCUGUUUGGAACUGUUUGUACCGAGGGAAUCCGGUCAAAAUUUUGAAAUGUUUUUUGAAAUUACUGGCCGAAAGUCAUACCGCCAACAAGGCCGCCGCUCAACUCAAUUGCACCGAAACUCAUCUGAACGCGCUGUUUAGGAUCGUACUGUAUCUGUUGAGUCGUCCUAUUGAUAAUGUUGAUAGUAAGUGCAUGUUGUGGUUAUAUGGGGGAGGGGGGUUUUGAAAAUUUUUAAAAUUUUGGGGAAUAAGGGACAUUUUAUACGAUGAAAGGUGUUUUUAGAGGGAAAAGGACAUUUUGCACGAUACAGCAUGUUUUUAGUACCAAAAGGUACAUUUUAUACGGUGAAACAUGUUUUUGAUAAUAAAAGUGACAUUUUAUACUAUAAAAUAUGUUUUAGUAUGAAAGUGACAUUUUAUAGUAUGAAACGUGUUUUUGGACCAAAAGUGACAUUUACAGUCAAAAAACUGUUUGUUUCAACUAUAAACACCUUAUUUCAGCUCAAACCUCAGUAGUAGACACAUUGGCUGAAAUCAUCCGAAAUCAACACAUCUUACUCUCCCAAAACAGUAACAAUCAACUCUACUAUGGGGCUCUAACACACCUAGUUUUCAUGUUAAGCGAGCCUCCAGACAUUCAAUCAACCAACAAGCAUUUGGAACGAGGCUCAGCCCAAGUCUCAGUCUGUGCCCAGUCCGUAUGGGGUAUACUGUGGCAACAGAAGAAGGCCUUGAUGGAAGAGAUAUUCAAAAGAAAUGUUGAGCUAGACUUAUAUUCAGCUCGAGCAGCUUGCGGUGAAGUGGCCAACAAGUACUGGCUUCAGUUCGUUGAUAUCCAAGCUCAAGGUGGUGCUAGUACGAACUCUGGACCUCAAUCAGCAUCAUUGACCUCGAGUGCAAGACAAGUUGGCGGCCAACUUCAACAUCAAAUACAGUCGAGGUUGUCGAGGGUGGCACGGUCUGGAUUCAAGAGAUUGACUUCGAGGAAGAGUUUGAGCCAGGACAAGAUUUUCUUUCAGGUAUGCUUGGGGAUUACUGUAGAGUAAGGUAAGGUAAGAUAAGGUAGGAUAAGGUAAGGUUGGGUAAGGUAGGGCUAUGCUGUGUAGGGUAAGUUAGGGUAGGACGAUAUUUCGUUGUGGGACGUUAGCUGAGUCUCUGAGGCCUUCCUUUGGUCUUCAGCACUUGGGCCCAAAAGUGCCGACCUAGCCCGGCCUCUUUUAAAUUUGCUUCGGACCAGCCCAGCUCGAUUCAGGGCUUGGCGUGGGUAGAAAUGUGGAAUGGGCCUGGCCUAAUCUUUAAGCUCAGCUUGAUCUCAAUUUUGCUCAGGCCCGGCCCGGUCCGAUUUUUUACUUACAAACGGCUCGGUUUGAUCUAAAUUUGUUUCAAGGCUGGCCUGGUUCGAUCAUCCGCCCGGCUCGUUCCUUAUAUCUAGGCCUGAGUAUUAAGCCCGGCUUGUUCUAAAUCUUGCUCAGGUUCGGCUUGGUCUGAAUUUUUUUACGUGCGAAUGGGCCGGGCCUUGGCUUUGAAACCCGGCCCGUUUCUCAUGCCUACCUUUCAGGCUUACAUGUAACUCAACACAAUUUCAGCCAGCUCAAUUUCACUACGAACGCCCGAAAGUCGAGCCAGAGACUUUCCAAAUGUGGAUGAGAGUCCAUGUCAGCUUACUAAAAGAGCUGAUGCGAACUCAAAAACAACGCUACACGGAAUGGCACACCCAUGUCCGCAAGUGGUGUAUGCAGGAUUGGCAUUUGGCUGAAGCUGAGCUGACUAGAGAACGAGGACUAUGGGGACCGGAGAGAAAGUCCGAGUUGGACAAGUACCAAUUGGACACGACUGAAGGACCAUGCCGAGUGAGGAAGAAGUUGUUGCCGGAUCCAACGUUUUACCAAAAGUAUCCGUACCGACCUCAUCUGGAUGCAGUGGAAACGGUAGGUUGGGAGGGUGGUGGGGGAGAUAUGUGGGAAGGGGGUUGGGGGGUUUUUGGGCAAAAAGAGGGUUAAAAUAAUUGUAACAGAACUUGUGGCACACCCUGUAACAUGGAUAAGAUCAAAAACUUCUCUGAAUACUUUAUAAAACGGUAGUAAUAGGUGUCGACAUAAACAACCCGCCAUUUUUUACACGGAAUUACAGGCAAAACAUGGCGGGUUCUUUAUGUCGCCACCUAUUAUAACAUCCACAGUACCUAAUUCAUUUCCAGAAGUCAGUCCGAGCCAAAUUUGCCUUAUCAAAGGACUCCAAGCUCUACUACGAACGAAUGAAAAACCGCAGAUUCCACACGAUGGACGAAAGAAUCGUCGACCGGUCGCAACCAAAUGCCACUUCCAAUGGCACCUCAGAGCCAAAUAUUGUACUAGACCCAACCACAGAGCUGAAUAUAUCAAUGAUCAAACGAAUGGUAACCAAGAAUGUAAAAAUAAACGAAAAGAAAGAAGACAAUGAAGAAGAUCAAGUAGAUGAACAUGUCAUAAAAGAAGACGAGGAAGAGGACUCGGAUUCGCUGGACGAAUCCGAAGCCAAGGAUAAGGCAGAAACAGAAGAGAAAGAAGAAAAAGAACCCGAAAUAAAGGCGAGAAAGAGUAGUGUGAACAAGGAGAAGGAAGAGAAGAGUCAGAUUGGCAAUGGACCUGACAAUCAGACGCUUCUAAGGCUUCUGGAGACUGGAGAACAACUUCAUUCCAUGUUCAGAUGCGCUAGGGUACAGGGCUUGGACACUAUUGAAGGUAAGCAUACAUUUUUGGUUAGGCGGGUUAAAACGAAAGGUUUGGAAGGGGAGGGUAGAUAAGCGAGUAUGUAAUUUGAUUUUGGUUGGGCGGGGUAAAAUGAAAAAAAGUUUUUUUUAGAAGAGCAGGGUAAAGCAAGCCAAGGCAGGAUGCCGUAGGAUAGGAUGGAAUCGGAAACGCAGAGAACUGAUAGGCGAGUAUGAGAUGUAAUUUGGCAGGACAGGGCGUGGUAGAAGAAAUUUUUUGUUGGGAGGUGUAAAAAUGUGAUUUUUUUGGGCGUGGUAAAAUUUUUAUUUUGUUUUUCGAGCAGGGUAAUUUUUUUUGGGCAUGGUAAAAAUUUUUUCUGGUGGGGAAGGGAGGAGGGGUGAAAGGCAUUUUUUUUGGGCGGGGUAAAAUUUAAUUUUUUCGGCGUGGUAAAAGUUUGUUUUGGUGAGGAAGGGAGGAUGGGUGAAAGACAUUUUUUGGGCGGGGUAGAUUUUUAAUUUUUUUGGUUUGGUAAACUUUUUGUUUUUUUUUCGGGGGAGUAAAUUUUUUUUUGUGUGAACUGUCCUUUUUAGGCGGGGUAAAAAUAAUAUUUUUUGGACAGGGUAAACUUGACAGUUUGGCAAACAUUAUACAGCUAAAACUAUUUUUUAUUAUAAAUCAUUGUUUAUUACACAGUAAUAUUCACUACAUUGAUCUUCGAUGAAGCUUUGUGCAAGAAGCACAUUUUUGUCAACUUUUAAAUCUAAAAAGUGGCAUAAAAAUUGAAUUUAUGAAUAAAAACUUACGGUAAUCACUAGAGUAACAGGUAAAAUACGUAUUCCUUAAUAUUUCCCGCUUAAAAUCUCUUUUAACUUCAUAUAAAUCAUUAUUUUGGUACCAUGUGUCAAACAGCACCAUUAACACAACAAGUAGCAAACUCAAUAUAAUGUCGAUUUUUGUUGACGAAAUCUUGAAGAUACGAUACAUGUUUCUAAAAAUAUAGUGUAGUAUUAAAGUGUUGACAUGGCUAAUCGUAUGAAUCACGUUUUGGAGUAUUUUCCCUUUUGUAAAUCAAAAAUGCAAAGUAUUCGAAUGGGUUUUUUAAUAAAAACAACGUUUCACAUCUUUUGUAAUGUGAUCAGAAGGCUCCAACGUGAUGAAUAUUCGAUAAUGCAUUCAUAUUGACGUAGUGAGAAAAGAAGGGUAGGAUAGAGCAGUGUAGGGUAAGUUAGAGCGGGGUAGGGUAGGAUGGAGAAGGGUAGGGUAGGAUAGCGUAGAGUAAAGUAAGAUAGAGCGGGGUAGGGUAGGAUAGAGCGGGCAGGGUAGGGUAGGAUGAAGUAUGGCUUGGUAAGGUAGGGUAAAGUAUAGUAACGCCUGGUAAGGCUAAGUAGGGUAGGGUCAGGAUGAAGUCAGGGCAGUUUGAGUGUCUCUAGGGUGAUAACAAGGCUAGUGUUGAAUGAGUAGAGAUUGAAUGGGGUUACAUUAAGGCUUUGGUAGAGCUAACGUAAGGUAGGGUUUGGUUAGGUUUUGGUAGUGAUAGGGUUGAGUAGGAUAGAGUAAGGGUAAGCGAACAUGCGGAAUAGGGUAGAGCAACAUGUAAAUCUGGUCGGGCUACGGUAGAGCUACAGUAAGGAGAAGGCAGGACUGUAAUGGAUAUAAAAUAGGUACUAGCGUAAUGCUGUUGUAGGGCUAUAUCAGAGUUGGGUUGGAUAACUGCGACAAAGUUUGGUUAGAAUAAUAAUAAGAAAAAAUCAUAUGGCCAGUGUUUUGCCGUGUCCGGACCGGACCCGUCCGCGGACCGAAAAAAAUUUUUUUAAUUUUAUUAAAAAAUUUUUUUUAUUUUAUUAAAACUGCUUUAAAAAUUGCAAAGAAAACAUAUUUUUAAGUGUUUUUAAACGUAGAGAAAGCAUUUUUUGCGCUCUUUGCUUUUUAAAAAUAAAAAAAAAUUUUUUGCGGACCGGACCGGACCCGAAAAUCGCCGGACCGGACCGGUGAAAAACGCUCCGGACCGGUCCGAGCAAAACACUGCAUAUGGCAAACCUUAUGAGUACAUUACACGUUUUUGUGAAAGGCUAGUUAAAAAAUACUUGGCUAUAACUUAAAAAUUCAUAGAAAUUUGAGUUUAUAUCACCUGUCGAUGUUUAGUUCUCUUCGGGUCGUUUGUCGCCAUUUAAACUAUAAAUUGACUUUAAUAGAUAUAUAAUAAGUUAAGAAAUGUGUCUAUAUAUCAAUGAAUUAACGUAUUUUACCUUCAGGCCUCCUCCUCUUUGGCCGCCACCACUUCUACGUCGUCGAUGGCUUCACUCUUCUCAAAACUCGUGAGAUUCGUGAUCUCGACUUCCUGCCAGAACAAUACCAUGAUCCCAUCAUACCCUACAUGGCUAUGGGCUCCCAACAUCGUACUUCAACCCGUGCCAACCGCCAAUGCAACAAAUUUGCGUACGAAGACAUUCGCGACGUCCACAAACGUCGCUACCUCCUCCAACCCAUCGCUCUCGAGCUGUUCAGUGGCGAUGGCCGCAACUUUUUGAUCGCAUUUCCAAGAAAGAUCCGCGACCGUGUCCAUCAGAAGCUGUUGACAUUGGCCAGGAAGAGUAGUACUGAAGAGAAGGAAGGUACCGCCUUUUUGGGCCAGAUCCUACCGUUUGGGCAGAGUACUGUAACACAGAAAUGGGUCAGAGGAGAGGUGUCGAACUUCAAUUAUCUAAUGCAUCUGAACACACUGGCUGGCAGAACCUACAAUGAUUUGAGUCAAUAUCCUGUUUUUCCUUGGAUUUUAAAGGUAAUUUUUGAUUUUCUGGGAAUGGAAAGAAAGUUCUUGCCAUUUUUUGUUUUGUAAAGAAAGUUCUUGUCGUUCUUUGUUUUGUAAAGAAAGUUCUUGCUAUGUCUUCUUUUGUAAAGAAAGUUAUUGCCAUUUUAUUGAAAUCAAGCAAAGUUUCUUAUCCUGCAGCCUGCGGAUGACAAGUUAUACAAUGAGGCUAAAUUUAUGCGAUUUUUAGUGUUAACGUUCUAGUUUUUUUUGACAAUUUUUGAAUUGGAAAGAACGUUUUUGCCAUGUUUAAUGCCUUUUGAACAUAUUAUGUUAAUAAUAUAAUUUUAGGACUACGAAAGUGACUCCCUAGACCUAACCAAGCCUUCAACAUUCCGUGACCUUUCAAGACCAAUGGGAGCUCAAACUCCAGAGAGAUUGGCACAAUUCCUUAAAAGAUAUAGAGAAUGGGACGAUCCCAGUGGUGAUACACCGCCAUACAUGUAUGGUACUCAUUACUCAUCAGCCAUGAUUGUACUGUCUUAUUUGGUACGGCUGGAGCCAUUUACUCAACAGUUUUUGAAACUUCAGGUAAGGUUACUAUAGUUUUUUGGAUUGAUAGGGCGGUUUUUAAUGAGUUUAAGGGGCUUGGUUACCGUAGUAUGGUACAUUUUUUUAUAUUUUAGUGUGGGAGUUAAAAAAAAGGGGGGGGGGUAGGGUGAUUAGUAUAGGUAGGGGCAGGUAGGAUACGGUAAGGUAAGGUAAAGUGAGGCAGGGUAGGGUAUGGUAGAGUAAGGGGUUAUGGUAAGAAUAGGGAUGGAAGCAGGGGCAUGAGUAUUUUUUUAAAUUGGGCACGGCAGGAUGUUGAAGGGACACGGGGGGGGGGUAUGAUUUGGAGGGUGGGUAGGGGAUUUUUUUUUGUUUUUUAUUUUUCUUGCUUAAUAUCUCUCCCGUUCUCUCUUUUCUACCCGGGCCAUAUUGUUUUUUACCCCGCCUAACUUUUUUGUAUAUCUUUACCCCGCCCAACUUUUUUUUAAUUAAACUUUUUUUUGAUUUUGUAUCCAUCCCCAUUUUUUUCGUUGUCUACCUCAUCCGAACUUUUUUUCAUUUUUACCCCGCCCAAUUUUUUUAUUGAUUUUUUCUUCCGUCUCCUUUAUUAAAAUAAUUCUUACGACGUUAUUUAUAUCAAACUAAUUAAAAAUCUUAUUCUAGGGUGGUCACUUUGACCUCGCCGAUCGUAUGUUCCACUCAGUCGGCGACGCCUUCAAAUCAGCGGCCAAAAACAAUAUGGCGGAUGUGAAAGAGCUGAUCCCAGAGUUCUUUUACCUACCCGAGAUGUUCAAGAACUCGAAUUCCUACGAUUUGGGCAUAAAACAGAAUGGCAUAGCGCUGAACGAUAUUGUACUACCGGCUUGGGCUCAUUCGGAUCCAUUUGAGUUCGUGAGGAAGCAUAGAGAAGCGCUGGAGAGUGACUAUGUCAGCGAACAUCUACAUGAGUGGAUCGAUCUGAUCUUUGGCUUCAAACAGAACGGAGAUGCUGCCAAGUAGGUUUUUUGUAAAGAAAGUUUUUGCCAUUUUUUGCUAAAGAAAGUUCUUGCCAUUUUAUGUUUUGUAAAGAAAGUUUUUGCCAUUUUUUGUUUUGCAAAGAAAGUUCUUGCCAUUUUAUGUUUAAACUUUAAAUUUAAAAAAACAUUUUCAGAGAAGCCAACAACGUCUUCCACCACUUAUUCUACGAAGAGAACGUCGACUUUGAAUCCAUCGAUGACCCCCUAACAAGAAAUGCCACUCUCGGUUUCAUCAACAACUUUGGUCAAACCCCCACCCAACUUUUCAAAAAACCACACCCAGCCAAAAAGAUUGCCAACCUAGGCCAAGCUUCCGGUCUGACGGACCGCUCCCAGCCACUUGUCACAGUCCAGCCCACCAAAGGUGUCACCACCCCCAUGACAUUUUACCACACCCUCGAGACCCUAAGGCCAUCGACGAAGCCAGUCAAGGAGCUGCGAGCAGCCGUCGGUGAUAUACGAAUCAAUGACAAGAUUCAAAUUAUUGUCAUGGAGCAGAACAAGAUGUUGAUCCCACCUCAUACCUUCAUGUCAUGGGGCUUCAACGACCGGUCGAUCCGCAUGGGUCAGGUCGGAAGUGACAAAAGCAUUUGCGUUCUCGAAACCAACGAUGUUUACGAAAUUACGUCGAUGGAAACGGCCGAUGGACGGCUAAUCUUUGCUGGACUAACCACUGGUACUGUUCUAGUAUGGACAUUGGACUUAAGUGGCAGAAGAAGCUCAGUAGAGAGACGAAGAGGGUCAUCUACUACAACAUCAACACUAGCUGCAGCUGCUUCAGGAGCCACAGGUGCGGCAGUGGCUGGAGUGGUGGCUGGAUCUCAGCAAGGACAACCGAUCAAGUCAACAUUACCUCCAACAUCUUCAACUUCAUCCACAGCUUCGAACUCAGCUUCAAAACGACCAAGACUUCGGCCGAAGCAAGCUCUAGAUGCUCAUACUGAUGUGGUAACAUGCCUAGCUGCUUGCCCAGCCCACAACUUCCUAGUCAGUGCUUCAAGAGAUCAAACAGCCGUGAUCUGGCAUCUAACUCAAUUAUCAUACAUCAGACAACUCACUGGACAUCAGAGUGCAGUAACAGCGCUAUCAGUUAAUGCCACGACCGGAGACAUUGCUACAGCAGCUGGCUCAUAUCUACAUUUAUGGACGUUGAAUGGAGAUCCAUUAUGUCAAGUUAACACGGUGGAUUCAGGCUUAUUCUCCAACCCAUCUAGUUUAAUAUUAAGCCUAUCUUUUUCAACUUUUACUGAUUGGGACCCAAAGAAUGUGAUCAUGUGUGGAACAUCUGAUGGACUGGUGAAGAUCUACUCGAUUGAGCUAAGGAAGGUAUCAGAAGACGAAGAAAAAUCAGAAAGAAGCAAUUCAGUAUCAUCCAACAUUGCCAACGAUCCAACCGCUCUAAAAGAACACUUCCUAAGACGACAAAAACGAAUCCAAAGCCAUCAAACCCACUCCUUCAAUUCAAUGAAACUCAGUGUAGACACCUCACAUGACUCACAAAUGUCAUCCCCACUACACACUCCAUUAUCGGCCAAAGCAACCUUCACCGACGACGAAAUCGACCAAAAACAGGAGACCGAUUCGACCAAUAGUGACAGUUCUAACAAGAAGUACAAGUGGAAAAGACAUUGCCAGCUGCGGAGGAUUCUAACUGAACAUACUGCCUAUCAUAGCGAAAAUAAUCGACCAGCCCCAAUCACCGCCAUUUUCCCAUCCAAAGAUCAUCGGCAGAUCUUGGUGGGUGAUGGUGUGGGCAGGGUGUGGAUGUGGAGCAUCGAUUCUGGAAACAACAACUCUUCACAAGGUAAGGAAGGGAAUUUAUAGAAAACAUUUUAUAUUGAUAUUUGAAAAUCAUUUUUUAAUUAUCAGAAAUUAAUUUUCCGACCGAAAAAAAGUUGAUAAACCUCUAAAACAAUUUUUUUUAUUUUUUAUGAAACUAAAAAUUAAUAUUGUGACAUUUUUAAUUGAUAAUAAGCUUGAAAGCUUCAAAAAACUCAUCAAAAACACAAAUUUCUAUCAGAUAGCAAAUAAAGCCAAAAAUGCUGUCAAAUCAAAGCCUUUCGAAGCCAUGCGUCUGUGGUGUAAUGGUCAGCAUGGUUGCCUUCCAAGCAAUCGACACGGGUUCGAUUCCUGUCAGACGCAGACAGCUUUUUUGGACAAAACACGAAAUUCUAUUGCAUAUACUAUCUGUAAUGAUGUCUGUGAAAGCAAAUACUAGCAUUAAUUAGGUCUGUAAAGGACGAAAAAUUGUUUCUGGACACAAAAAGUUUUGGUCAAGUCGCGAAGAAUGUUUUUUGCCUAAAUUUUGCUGUUGGUACUAAAAAAACAACCUAAUUCUAACAUUAUAAUAGUACUAUUUUUAAAGUUUUGGUGUGUUCAGUAGUUUUUUUUUAUUUUACUUUUACUAAAACUUCUAUACAACAAUCCUAACUUACUUAAAACUCAAUUUUAACUCUAUCUUAACCCUUUCCAACUUCUAACUUUCCGUUAAAGAACCAGUACGGCUUCGAAAACAGCCGUCAACAGCAUCAACCGAUCGCAAUUCUCUAAACUCGUUAUCUUCGAAACUAUCGACUCAAGUUUCGGACGAGGAGAACCGAAAUCAAUGCCCGAGUUGCCACCGGCAAUUUGCAAUUUCCGGCCAGCCGCGUGCUGUAGGGUCGCAUUGUGCUGGCGUAGCACAGUCUAGACUGGAUUGCAAAAAUUGCGGACAAUGGUUCUGCGAAAAGUAGGAUAGGUGUAGUGUUGUGGUUUUAGUUAUUGUUGUGGUUUGGUGUUCUAGUUAGUUUAGGCUUGUUUUUUUGAUUCUUUAAAGUCAAAAUUUGGCGUUUCUUAUAAAAAUUUGCAUAUUGUGGUAGUGGUGUUGUAUGUGUGGAACAUUGGAUGGGCUGGAAACUUGUUUUAGUUUCUUAUUUUUAUUUUUUUUAAAGUUUUACUUGAACAAUAUGAAUUAGAGCUGGGUUAGGUAUCCAAGCACACUUUUUUGAAAUCGUGCGUCUGUGGUGUAAUGCUCAGCAUGGUUGCCUUCCAAGCAAUCGACACGGGUUCGAUUCCCGUCAGACGCAGGCAGCUUUUUUGUACAAAACACGAAAUUUUAUUGCAUAUACUAUCAGUAAAGUUGUCUGUAAAAGGCACAAAAAAAUCUUUUUUGGACACACAAAGUUGUGGCCAAGCCACGGGGUCUUUUUUUGUCUUUUUUUAGUAGAACACGCAACUUUUUUUUGUUGUACAAGUGUAGUAAACCGUAUUUGACGUUGUGUUACCUCUUUUAAAGCUUGGUUUUAUAAGUUCAAAAAGAAAAAUUUGUUGUUUUAAGGUCAUUGUCAACGUAAAGUAUAAUAUUUGUAAAAAAUUUAGUUACAAGCUAUUGGUGGCAUUAUAUGUAAUGCUUUAAACAAAAACACUUUAAAACAAUAAAACUUCCUAUUACAAAACCCAACUUUCAGCUGCAUCACAAACGAAGUGAACACUCGUUUAUCAAAUCAGCGUAUUCAAAUUUGUCAAAAUUGUGCUGCCAACCUUAAGCGGCGCGCCUACCGCAAUUCAACCCUAUAA
Messenger RNA from Bursaphelenchus okinawaensis, 19977 nucleotides. The record is from the annotation of a GenBank genome assembly. Lineage: Eukaryota; Metazoa; Nematoda; Chromadorea; Rhabditida; Aphelenchoididae.